GGGGUCGCCGCCCGCUACCACCGCGUCCUCCUGGGGGUCACCUGGUGGCCCCCCACCGAAGCGGGGCUCCACGUGCUGCUCUUCCUGCUCUGCCUGGCGGCAGCGGGGGCCCACAUUCACACUGUCACUCUGGGUGGGCUUUGCUCCUCCCCGCUGCUUGGCAGCCCCCUCCUCACCGAGCUCUGCCGGGUGGAGGGGGGUCAGGCAGCUGUGCUGCUCUUCCUCUUCCUCACGGCGUUGCUCUACCUGGCCGGCAGCGCCGUGGCUCUCAAAGUGUGGCAUGAGGUGGCCCGGUGGCACCGGGGGGCUGCGGUGAUUCCCUGUAGCCCUGAGGGCAGCCUGCAGCCUGCGGGGGCCUCGUGUCCCCCAGUUUGCAUCCUGAAGCCUCUGCUGGUCCAAACCAAGCGUGUCGUCUUCGAGGAUGAGGUGGGGGUGGCGGGGAGACCCCCACGGAGGGCUGGGGUCACCACCACCGAAGAGGGCAAGCAGCGGGGGGGUUCGGGUUCUGUGCCCCCCGGGCUCGUGCCACAGCCACACAUCAUCCCUGAUUACGUGGUGCGGUACCCAGCAAUCCGGAGCGCACGGCAGCGGCAGCAGUACGGAGCGGUGUUUGCAGAUCAGCACGCGGAGUACCGGGAGCUGCUGGGGGAGCUGCAGGCGGAGAGGUGCGGGGAUGCUGUGUGCCACCCGCAGCGACGUGCGGGCACG
Molecule: messenger RNA, 708 nt
Organism: Lagopus leucura (white-tailed ptarmigan)
Lineage: Eukaryota; Metazoa; Chordata; Aves; Galliformes; Phasianidae
Product: MARVEL domain-containing protein 2-like
Exons: 2
Source: RefSeq, a predicted model, not a curated record